Messenger RNA from Sporothrix brasiliensis 5110, 2016 nucleotides. Its product is annotated as calcium channel MID1. Gene Ontology annotation, molecular function: calcium channel activity. The transcript has a single exon. Gene Ontology annotation, biological process: calcium ion import across plasma membrane. Lineage: Eukaryota; Fungi; Ascomycota; Sordariomycetes; Ophiostomatales; Ophiostomataceae. The record is from RefSeq and is a predicted model, not a curated record. The coding region runs from base 1 to 2016 and encodes 671 amino acids.
AUGGCGUCAGCCCUGACGCUCUUCCUCCCUCUCCUGCUCCUCCUCUCCUUCCCACACAACUCGGCCGUGGCCGCGACAACUGAUACAGAUGCCGACGCCGGCGUCCUCGAGGCUCCAUCCCCAUUACGACCCGACGGUGACGACGGCGGUGGCGGAUUCAUACAGGGCAUAUUUCGGUCACUGCUGCAAAAUGGGGGCAGCACUGGCGAAGACGCGGGCAGUGCCGCGGAGGGCAGCUCACAGACCCGCCUGUAUGAGCCCGACUUUGGCAUCUUUGACCGGGGGAUUCUGGGCCGGGCCCCACCAGGCGUCUCGUCGCUGACCAACAACGUGCCUGUGACGCUGAAUGUCGUGCCGGGCACGACACAGGUGUUUGUGUUUGAGAAGGCGCUCAUCUUCGGCCGAGAAGCGGAAGAGAGAGAGAAGCAGCGAGACGUCGAGCUGCGGAGACGCGAGGCCGGAUAUGAGGAGGGUGACGGCGACGACGAGCGGGACAAGGGCAGACUCGACCUCGAGGACGGCGGUGACGAUUCGGAGGGGCUGUUGCGGCGGCAAAGCAACGCCACGUCGCGCACUGUCUACUUCUCGGCCAACACGUGCAUCCAGCCGCAGCUGCUGUCGUCCACCAUCAGCGGCGCCGCGCCGCAGCUGACCAUGUACGUGUCGACGACGUCGUCCAACAUCUCGCCGGGCCCGGCCAGCAACCCGGCGCACCAAACGUACUACGUGUUCGAGGAGGGCGCCGUCAUGGCCAGCCUCAACGUGACGGACGACGUGUACAUUGGCAUCUCUGCGCCCAACAUUUCCAGCACGAUGCUCUCGGGAACGUACAACUUCCAGCUGGGCGCGUCGGUCGACGACUACUACCACAGCUACGACAACGAGACGGACGCGAACCUGAUUUGGGUCGACAGCGACUCGAGCGCGUCGCUGCUCAUCACGCACAACCUGACGGACAGCACGGCGGCCGCGACGGACGCCAAUGUGAUGGGCGCCGAGCCGUACGUCAUGUUUGCGCAGAACGUCGACGACCGUUCCGCCGACGGCGUGCGCUUCUCGUACUGCGGCCUGCAGACGUACGCGCAGAUUGCGGCGACGAACAACGGCAAGUUCACGAGCAUGGUCACGACGGGCAUGACGCUGCGCGGGCUCGGCAACCUGCCGAAGCAGCAGUUCUACUUUAGCGGGCUCAAUGCCAGCAGCAACUACGUCGGCAUCCUGGCGGCGCUGCCGCAAAACGGCACCGGCCAGGUCGGGUCCAACGUGGUGGGCGGCGGCGGCAAGGUGGCGCGGGCCACGAGCUUCCAGACCAAGGCGCCCAAUGCCAACUGCGAGGUCAUCUUUGACCUGCCGUUCUGCAACGAGACGGCCUACGCCGUGCCGAGCAACCCGACGCGCUUCACCAACUCGUCGCAGCUCGCGGCCGUCUACGACCAGUACGCGUCCGACAUGUUUGCCAUUUUCAAGAACGUGCUGGCGCAGAUCCCCUGCGAAGCGCCGGACACGCAGCGCUACUCGCUGGCGCGCACGUGCGCCGACUGCGAGGCCGCGUACAAGAACUGGCUGUGCUCGGUGGCGAUCCCGCGGUGCUCCGACAUCUCGGACAACUCGACGUGGCUGCAGCCGCGCGCCAUCAGCCAGCCGAACCCGAUCACGGGCGAGUUCCUGGCACCGGACCUGGCGGCGCAGUACCCCAACACGACAGCGUUCAACUCGUCGCGCAACCCUUUUAUCGACGACACGAUCGCGCCCGGCCCGUACAAGGAGGUGAUGCCCUGCGAUGACCUGUGCUAUAACUUGGUGCAGAGCUGUCCGUCGAACAUUGGCUUCUCGUGCCCACUGCCGGGCUACAUUGGCUUCAACACUAGCUACGGCCGACGGUCGGAGGCGGACCAGGACGGCUUCGUGACGUGCAACUACCCCGGCUCGGCCCAUUACUUCUCUGCCGCGCCGGCAGGUCCACAGCUCUCGUGGCUCGCCGUGAUGGUUGUAACGUUUGCUGUGGUUAUGGUGUAG